GGAUAUCUGUGCUUUUUCCUCACCGCAAGUCGAUACAUAGCUCAUUAGAGCAUCAUGGUCUCAACCAGCGCCAUGUUCCGCAAGGCUCCGCGCCGCGUCAGCCUCCUCAGGGCGCAGCAGCGUCGCCGAUUCUCCCAGCAGCAGCAACAACAGCAGCAGCAGUCUAGCAAUGGCGCUGCACCCUCGGGCAGCAUCUUCUCUGGCAGCUGGAAGAUCCCUGCCACCAUGGGCUUUGCUCUCAUCGGAUUUUUGCAGUGGCAGCACCUGAACCAUCCGACGGAUGAGGAGCGCAAGACGCACCCAGCGCAAGCUUUGCGGCGUCUGCCUGGCGCACACACGGCGUUUGAGGACACGAUGGCCACUGAGCGCCAGCUACAGUCGCUCAAGCUCUUCCCGUACCGAGCUGCAAGUCGCCUCUGGGGUGAAGUGCACGACAAGGAGCUGCCGUUAUGGAUGCGCGAACCCGUCUAUAAGGCGUGGACUGCCGUCUUCAACUGUAAACUGGACGAGAUGAAGUACCCGUUGCAAGACUACGCCAACCUCGGCGAAUUCUUCUCGCGCCCAUUGAAGGAAGGCGCCCGGCCAUUCGACACGGCUCCUGGUCAUCUCGCCAGUCCGGUGGACGGCACAGUGGCCUCUAUCGGUGUGGUGGACGACUCGACCAACAUACCAACACUGGAGCAAAUCAAGGGUGCGCGCUACCGACUCGACGAGUUCCUCGGCGAUCUCCCCUCGUUCUUUACUAAAAACCCGUCUGCUUCUAAGGGCAAGAAAAUGUUCCACUGUGUUCUGUACCUAGCCCCUGGCGAUUACCAUCGCAUCCACGCUCCGGUGAACUGGCAGGUCGAGGAGCGCCGUCACUUCCCUGGAAACCUCUUCCCUGUCAACCAAACCGCUGCACGACUGAUUCCGAGUCUCUUCGUGGAAAACGAGCGUGUUGCACUGCUGGGUGAAUGGGAGCACGGCUUCUUCUCACUUACUGCGGUUGGCGCCACAAACGUGGGUUCCAUUGUCAUCACGAAGGAACCAGAAUUCCGCACCAAUACUGCCGCGCAAGACCCACUAGUGGGCCAGUGCAUUACGAAGAACUACGGUGGCAAGGUGGACACAACUCGUGGCGAGGAGAUGGCACAGUUUAAGGUGCGAUGGUUUUAUAGUUGCAGAGGUUGCGAUACGCUAACGAACUCUUGUUGCGCGUACCACGCAGCUGGGCUCCACAGUCGUACUGGUUUUUGAGGCUCCUGAGUCGUUCCAGUUUACUAUUAAACCGGGCGACAAGUUGAUUUUGGGGAAAUGCAUCGGCAAAGUGGAGUAAAUAUCCACACCGACAACCUGCUGUGUUGCUGUUGAUGUCCAAAUGCAAAGUCAACUCGAUGAACUCGUUAAUGCGGUUUACCGCUUCUCAAUUAGAGCAGCAAUUUAUGCCUGCGUGUGGCAGUUUGGAUACCUAAGCUGCAUUACAGCAUUUAAUGCCCUGCUUAUCCAAGGAUCAUCACUUGAGCGCUUUUCACCCACUCGACCGUCUAGACGGACUUGCAACGAGGUCAGAUACGACAGCCAGGGAAUCAAUCCCCGCGACCUCCCCAGGCUCGGCAACUUGGCCAUAGGCGUGAUCCUGGGAAGCAAUCACCACGACUUCCCCAGCCGCGGCAGCUAGGCCAUAGUCGUGAUCCUGGAUAGCACCCAGUGCCACGCCGGUUCUCACCAUCUUCCGUCGCAAGGGCUUCAUCCGCAUCAUCUUGCCACCAGGUGUGGCUUUCAUCAAUCACUGCCUCAGCAUCGUCGGGUACCACCAACUCCGAGAGUCUAGUAGACUGCUCAUCAUCCGAGAGGCGACGCAAAUGCGUGUCUACCAAAGCAACACGUUUCGUCAUCACGAGGUUCAGUGUAUAAGUCAUCAUUGAGAAGUUACAUCACAUCUUCCACUACCUUUCGUUUCCAGCCCGUUGGUGAAAAGCUCAACCAAGGCAGCUCCAAUCGUAACGACCAGAAGAAUCAAACCCUUCAUUACGAUGUCGAUUACCUGGUACUCAAACACCUUUACGGUUUAUUGUCUCUCAUCGUAGAUAGCAGAUUA
This is a messenger RNA of Phytophthora nicotianae INRA-310, 2077 nucleotides long. RefSeq names its product phosphatidylserine decarboxylase, variant 1. Gene Ontology annotation, biological process: phosphatidylethanolamine biosynthetic process. Bases 55 to 1236 code for a protein of 393 amino acids. Gene Ontology annotation, molecular function: phosphatidylserine decarboxylase activity. NCBI's taxonomy places the organism in Eukaryota, Oomycota, Peronosporomycetes, Peronosporales, Peronosporaceae. Gene Ontology annotation, cellular component: mitochondrion. The transcript has 3 exons. The record is from RefSeq and is a predicted model, not a curated record.